Messenger RNA from Gilbertella persicaria, 1588 nucleotides. Its product is annotated as pseudouridine synthase. Gene Ontology annotation, biological process: mRNA pseudouridine synthesis; tRNA pseudouridine synthesis. The record is from RefSeq and is a predicted model, not a curated record. Lineage: Eukaryota; Fungi; Mucoromycota; Mucoromycetes; Mucorales; Choanephoraceae. The transcript is spliced from 3 exons. The coding region runs from base 84 to 1496 and encodes 470 amino acids. Gene Ontology annotation, molecular function: pseudouridine synthase activity; RNA binding. Gene Ontology annotation, cellular component: nucleus.
GUUCUAAAAUUUUUUGCCGGCUAAAAAGAAAAAAAAGUUUGAUUUAUUUCUUUCCUUGUCACCUUCUUUUGUAUAUAUACGCUAUGGGCAUAGUCUCUUCCAAACCCAAACCUGAAACAGUCACCACAACAACCACAGAAACGACUGUGAAAACCGUCAUAGAGGAGAAGAGUAUGAAGCGUGCUUCUCCUGCUGAUCUCGAAAAGACAAAUAGCAAGAAAAAAAAGAGACCGUUCAAAGGCAAAGAAAACAAGAAAAAGAAGCACUGCCACCAAGGCGAGCUUGAACAAAGACCUGAACAUUUAGGACCCAAGGAACCUCGUAUUCCUAAAAAGAAAGUAGCCCUUUUGGUAGGCUUCAAUGGCACUGGCUACCAAGGCAUGCAAAUUAAUCCAACUGCUGUUUCUAUCGAGGGCAUAUUGUUUGAAGCUAUGUGCAAGGCCAAUGCUAUCUCUAAAGAUAAUUCGGAUGAUCCCAGAAAAUCCGCUUGGAUGCGAGCUGCACGCACAGACAAAGGUGUUCAUGCUGCUGGCAAUUUGCUAUCACUCAAGAUGCAGAUUCCCGAGGAUUAUGAUGUGGUUGAACGCAUCAAUUCUUUCUUGCCACCUCAAAUUCGUGUUUGGGGCUAUGUUCCUGUGAUUCGUUCUUUCCAUGCAAAGAACUUGUGUGACGCUCGGGUGUAUGAAUACUUGUUGCCUACCUGUGCUUUUAUGGCGCCUGAAAAGAAGGUUAUCACAGAUCAACCUACAUUUGAUAACGACAUUGUGCUUUGCGAUAACCGUACUUCUGAACCUGUCAUUAAAUACACCACACGCAGCUCUCCAGAAUUGAUUCAACAAAGACAUGACUACAGAGCUACUCCUGAGCAACUUGCUACAUUUAAGCAAGCCUUGGCUUACUUUGAAGGCACACAUAAUUUCCACAACUAUACCAAUGGUAAAUCAUUCAAAGACAAGAGUGCACAACGUUAUAUCAUGAGUAUCAGAGUGUCAGACCCUAUUUAUAUUGAUGGCUCAGAAUGGGUCAGUAUUAAGUUACAUGGACAAUCGUUUAUUUUGCACCAAAUUCGAAAAAUGAUUUCAAUGGCCAUGUUGGUAACUCGCUCAAAAACGCCACUCUCUUUGAUCCCCAAGACCUUUGAAGAAAACCGCAUCAAUAUUCCCAAGGCACCUGCUCUUGGUCUCUUAUUAGAACGUCCUAUCUUUAAUGUCUAUAACGAAAAGAUGCGUUCAAGAGCAACAGAAGUAGAGCGUGCUGAAAUUGACUUUGAUAUCUACAAGGACCAAAUUGAAGCUUUCAAGCAGGAAUGGAUUUACAAGAAAAUCUUUGAUGCUGAAAAUCACGAACAUGUUUUUGAUGGUUAUUUGACAUCUUUAGAUGCUCAUAUUGGACCUGAUUAUGACUAUUUGAACCCUGAAGGUGUUAUUCCUGACGCUUGUCUUGUUCAAACUAAAUUCAAUACUAAGGCUGCAUCAGACGAUGAAGAGGAAGAAUAGACAUGUUACACAUGGUUUAUGUAAAAUUUAUGACUAAAGAAUAAUACCACGCUUAUUGAAUAAAAAAGUGUGUCUCUCUCUUUUUUUCUUUA